This is a messenger RNA of Colletotrichum truncatum, 1179 nucleotides long. RefSeq lists its product as uncharacterized. The record is from RefSeq and is a predicted model, not a curated record. Gene Ontology annotation, molecular function: hydrolase activity. NCBI's taxonomy places the organism in Eukaryota, Fungi, Ascomycota, Sordariomycetes, Glomerellales, Glomerellaceae.
AUGAAGUCAAACAGACUCACGCGUACCGUUUCCAGCAUAUCAAACCUAUCCAGGAGCAGCAAAAAAGGCAGCAAAGUCAACAGCGCGGCCAACAGUGCUCCCGGCACUCCCGAGGGUGAAUAUGAUAACCCACUCGAGAGCAUGGCCCGCUGGCGGCUGAACGCCAACGCAGUAGCCCUUCGCUCUGGGGCUGCCUUUGCCUUCGGGUUACAAAACCUCUCUGCCCCGGUUCCUCCCGCUGUAAAUAGAGUCAUCUGGCUCGACUCCACUUUGUCUGAAUGGAAGGGCAAGGAAAAGAUACGGGUCGACGUUUGGCUUCCUCCUCGAACCACCAAUACCAAACCGGCGGGGACGGUCCCUGCAGUUAUUAACUUUCAUGGCGGGGGCUUCAUCCUGGGACAGGGGACAGAUGAUGCCCGAUGGGCCGGCGCCGUGUCAACCGCUUUGAAUGCCGUCGUCUUCUCCGUCAACUACCGACUUGCUCCGGGCUACCCAUUCCCUACUCCGGUGGAGGAUGCUGCCGACUCUAUCCUUCAGAUCGUUGCACGUGCUGACGAAUUCCGCAUUGACAAAUCAAAUAUCCUGUUGUCGGGCUUCUCGGCCGGCGGCACGCUAGCGCUUGCUAGCUGGAAUCUCCUUCAAGAGCCCCAGAGGUGGGGUUAUGAGCUUAAAUUUCCUAUCCCCGACAUAUCCGGGAUUGUCCUCUUCUAUCCCCUCCUCGACUGGACAAUCACAAGGCCCAUGAAGCGUGAGACAUGUGGCAGGCCAGACAUGACUUUGCCAAAAGGCAUGACCGAUCUUUUUGACGCGUCUUAUGUGUAUCCUCCCCGGCCCAGGUCCGAGCGCUACGAUCCAAGGCUAUCUCCAGGGUUGAUGACAGACGAGAUGGUGGAUCGUCUGCCACCCAUUCACCUGUGCAUGUGCGAAUACGACAUGUUGCUUUUGGAGGGACAGAACUUUGCUGAAAGGCUACAAUCCCGAGGACGCCGGAUCAGCACUCGCGUGGUCGCCGCAGAAAAGCAUGCGUGGGAUAAACCACCGCCGUUCACGCCAAAGGCGAGCGUGACCGUGGAGUACAACGCAGCCAUCGCCGUCGUCAAGGAAUGGCUUGCCCGUAAUCUGUCUGGCAAGAAUAAAUCCGAUAAUGAUACAGAAAGCGCUAGAGUAGACAGUGUGUAA